This is a messenger RNA of Grosmannia clavigera kw1407, 324 nucleotides long. Its product is annotated as DNA replication factor a subunit ssb3. NCBI's taxonomy places the organism in Eukaryota, Fungi, Ascomycota, Sordariomycetes, Ophiostomatales, Ophiostomataceae. The transcript has 3 exons. Gene Ontology annotation, cellular component: DNA replication factor A complex; nucleus; site of double-strand break. The record is from RefSeq and is a predicted model, not a curated record. Gene Ontology annotation, biological process: double-strand break repair via homologous recombination; base-excision repair; DNA replication. Gene Ontology annotation, molecular function: damaged DNA binding; single-stranded DNA binding. The coding region runs from base 1 to 324 and encodes 107 amino acids.
AUGGAUCAGUCCUCGACACCGCGCGUCAGCUGUCCGUACCUAAACAGCUACGUCGGUCGCAACGUGCUGGUCGUUGGCAAGGUGGUGCAGCUGCGCGGUGACAGCGCGAUUGUCGACGCAGACGGACACAUCACUGUGCAGCUGAACAGGGAAUCACACCUCAUCUCAGGCAAUGCUGCUCAAAUUGUCGGCAAGAUUACGCCAGACCUCUCUAUCAAGGUGCUGAGUGCGCAGGAUCUCGGACUAGACGUCGAUCUCGAGCUAAGCCAGAAGGUCGUCGAGGUGGCACAGCAGAACAAGUCUCUCUUCGCGUAUGACGGAUAG